Molecule: messenger RNA, 1792 nt
Organism: Ornithorhynchus anatinus (platypus)
Lineage: Eukaryota; Metazoa; Chordata; Mammalia; Monotremata; Ornithorhynchidae
Gene: CRHBP
Product: corticotropin releasing hormone binding protein
Exons: 7
Coding region: 49-996 (315 amino acids)
Biological process (GO): negative regulation of corticotropin-releasing hormone receptor activity; negative regulation of corticotropin secretion; hormone-mediated signaling pathway
Molecular function (GO): corticotropin-releasing hormone binding
Source: RefSeq, a predicted model, not a curated record
GCCCGACGACCCAGACCCCAAGCAGGGCAGGGCCGGGGAGGGGGCAGCAUGCCGUCGCCUUGCCAACUUGGGUGCCCCUUCUUGCUGCUGCUGCUGGUCUUGGCCGCGCUGCGGGGGGAGGGACGCUCCCUGCAGCUGCGGGCGACAGCGGGAGGCUCGGGGCAGGACCUGUCUGCGGGCGGCCGCCUCUACCAACGAUCGCUGCGAUGCAUCGACAUGCUGAGCGUCGAGGGCCAGUUCACCUUAAGCGCAGGGGAGCCUCAGAUGAACUGCGCCACCUUCUUCAUCUCCAAGCCCCAAGAGCUCAUCACCAUCCACUUCGACCUGAUCAAAAUCGACUGCCGGGCUGGGGACAUCCUGAAGGUGUUUGAUGGCUGGAUUCUCAAAGGGGAGAAAUUCCCUAGUGCCGAGGACCACCCUCUCCCAAUGUCUGAGCGCUACAUUGAUUUCUGUGAAAGCAACGUCAGUAGGAGCAUCAGGUCUUCCCAGAAUGUGGCGAUGAUCUUCUUCAGGAUCCACAAACCAGGAAAUGGUUUUACUGUCUCCAUAAAGAAAAACCUGAGCCUCUUCCCCUGCAACGUCAUCUCUCAAACCCCCAGUGGAAGGUUCACCCUGGUCAUACCUCACCAGCGCCGAAACUGCAGCUUCUCCAUCAUUUAUCCUGUAGUUAUAAAAAUAACCAAUUUCACCUUGGGCCAUUUCAAUGACCUUCAGCAAAAGAGUCCUUCAGAAGGGUGUGGGAGGGCUGGAGAUUUCGUGGAGCUGCUGGGUGGGACUGGAUUGGCCUCUUCGAAGAUGAUGUCUGUAGCUGACCUGUGCCACCCCUUUCACGGGCCAGUCCAAAUGAAGAUCAGCUGUGACAACGUGGUCGUGAGGAUGGUCUCUAGUGGGAAACAUGUCAAUCGGGUGACAUUUGAGUAUCACCAGCUGGAGCCGAAUGACCUGGAAACACAACAGGAGAACAGUACUAAGGAAUAUUGUUUUCCUGGUAUUUGAAUCAGGCCAGAGAGUCGAAUGAAGGUCGGGAUGGAUAACCCACAUCUUAAUUUGGAUCUCCUAGUGUGACUGACCCUGGCAACGUUCCACAUAUUUCCCUUUCUGCAUUCCCAGCCUCGAUCUGGAAAGGCGCCAGUUUCAUUUUUUUGUUUUCUGUCUAUUUUCUGUCUGUCUUCCCUCUGUUCCUUCUUCAUGAAUAACUAUACAUUGCCCUUGUGGCAGAAAAUCAUCAUAGUUUGGGCACUAUAAACCCAGAAUUGUACUUUCCAAGUCAUUAGUGCAGUGCUUUGCACACAGUAAGCACUCAAUAAAUAGGAUUGAUUGAAUGAAUGAGUUAUGAGCGGGAACGUUUAUCAAUCCUUCAGGUGUUACAAGUUCAAGCCCAUGAGAAACGUAAAAUAUCUCAAAGAGCAAACCCCACCUGAUGAUGGAGUCUGAUAUCUGAUGAUGACAUACACAUAUAUCAGAUUAAUAACAGAAAACCCAGUGUUUGUGUCUGCAGCAGCAAUCACUUGAGAAUGCACUAUUAUUUAUUUAUUUGUAAUAACUUGCUUUUAAUAAAACUUUACAGCAUGGGAAAAUUUUUCCUUCCACAAGUCCAAACAUGAAGAAGUACAUUCAGAGUGUUGGCAGAUUCUCAUUAGGCUGCAUGUUUGUCAGAGUAUUUCUCUGUCUUUGUCUCUUCAGAGAUCUUCUGCCAUCUUGUGAAGAACAAAAAACUCUUCGAAUUGAUCAUUUUGGACUCUUCUGUCAUUGUAAAACUUGGACUAUUAAAGUAAAAGUGUUCUGGGCAUAA